AUGAGCGAUCCGGACAUCCAAGAAGCCACGGCCUCAGAACCAUUAACACUCGAGGAGGAGUACGAGAACCAGCAGUCAUGGCGGACAUCGCACGACAAGCUCACCUUCAUCAUCUGCCAUCCGCUGCCUGCAUCAUCCGAGACGAAGCUCGAAGCGGUACAGGCUGGGGAAGUUGACGCCCCGGGGCAAAUGAUUGGCGACAUCAAUUUCUUCAUUUACCCCGAUGACGACGAUGGCGAUGACGAUGAGGCAACUCAGGCCGCGGCCGAGGGCUCGUACGUCGGCGAGGUGGAUGUCAUGAUCGCGUCUAAGGACCAUCGCGGAAAGGGCAUUGGACACGCCGCCGUGACAGCACUCCUGACCUACGUGCACCGCAACAAGGAGCGCAUUAUUGCCGAGUACGUUGAGGGCGAGGGUAAGUCUGGCGAGGGGAAGAUGCCAGAACUUAAGGGCUUGAUGGUCAAGAUCAAGGAGAAGAAUGCGGCGAGCAUCGCACUGUUCAGGCGGUUAGGUUUCGUGCAGAAGGGGGUCGCGAAUUACUUUGGAGAAAUCAAGAUGGUUGGCCAGUUUUCUGCCGUCAAGGCCACCAAGGAGUAUAGAGAGAUCGUGUAUUCUAGAUGA
Colletotrichum graminicola M1.001 is the source of this 621-nucleotide messenger RNA. Its product is annotated as acetyltransferase. The transcript has 2 exons. Gene Ontology annotation, molecular function: N-acetyltransferase activity. Lineage: Eukaryota; Fungi; Ascomycota; Sordariomycetes; Glomerellales; Glomerellaceae. The coding region runs from base 1 to 621 and encodes 206 amino acids. Gene Ontology annotation, biological process: protein acetylation. The record is from RefSeq and is a predicted model, not a curated record.